CUCAGUUGGUUUGCAAUGGAGGACAUUUAUGCUAAGUUUGUGUCUCAGAAAAUCAGCAAAACCCGCUGGCGACUGGUACCUCCAGGAAGCCUGCAGACCGCGGAUACCUUCGCUGCGGGCUCUUGGGACAAUGAGGAAAAUUAUGUUUCACUGUGGUCUAUUGGAGAUUUUGGGAACUUGGACUCUGAUGGAGGGUUUGAAGGAGACCAUCAGUUAUUGUGUGAUAUCAGACACCAUGGCGAUGUAAUGGAUUUACAGUUUUUUGACCAGGAAAGAAUUGUAGCAGCUUCAUCAACAGGAUGUGUAACAGUUUUCCUUCACCAUCCAAAUAACCAGACUCUGUCAGUCAGCCAGCAGUGGACAGCCGCUCACUACCACACAGGUCCAGGCAGUCCUUCCUGUGGCAGUGCACCAUGCACAGGUAUUGUGUGCAGCAACCCCGAAAUUGUCACCGUUGGAGAAGAUGGUCGGAUAAAUCUCUUCAGAGCCGAUCACAAGGAGGCGGUGAGAACCAUAGACAAUGCAGAUAGCAGUAUACUCCAUGCUGUAACCUUCCUUCGAACUCCUGAGAUUCUUACAGUAAAUUCAAUUGGGCAGUUAAAAAUAUGGGAUUUCAGAAAACAAGGAAAUGAGCCCUCUCAGAUAUUAUCACUGACUGGUGACCGAGUACCCCUCCACUGUGUUGAUAGACAUCCCAACCAGCAGCAUGUUGUAGCUACUGGUGGCCAGGACGGAAUGCUGAGUAUUUGGGAUGUUAGACAAGGCACUAUGCCUGUGUCUCUGCUGAAGGCUCAUGAAGCUGAAAUGUGGGAAGUUCACUUUCACCCGUCCAACCCAGAUCAUCUAUUUACUUGUUCUGAGGACGGAUCCCUCUGGCAUUGGGAUGCCUCCACAGACGUACCUGAAAAAUCAUCACUGUUUAACCAAGGAGGAAGAAAUAGUACUUUUUUGUCUCACAGCAUUAGUAACCAGGCUAGUGUUCACCAGUCUCUUAUAAGCUCCUGGCUCAGCACUGAUCCCGCAAAAGACCGUAUUGAAAUCACAAGCUUGCUUCCCAGCAGGACCUUGUCUGUGAACAGUUUGGAUGUUUUAGGUCCUUGUCUUGUUUGUGGAACUGAUUCAGAAGCAAUUUAUGUUACUAGACAACUUUUUUCAUGA
Lutra lutra (Eurasian river otter) is the source of this 1158-nucleotide messenger RNA. Its product is annotated as nucleoporin Nup43-like. The transcript has a single exon. Bases 16 to 1158 code for a protein of 380 amino acids. Gene Ontology annotation, molecular function: protein binding. The record is from RefSeq and is a predicted model, not a curated record. NCBI's taxonomy places the organism in Eukaryota, Metazoa, Chordata, Mammalia, Carnivora, Mustelidae. Gene Ontology annotation, cellular component: nuclear pore outer ring.